AUGGAGAAAGCCGACUUAAAUCUAUCCCCUGCGUCGGAGUCGCUACGGUCGCCCCUGUCAUGGAGCGACAGCAUCGCGCCGCAAGCGACAAGCCGCUCAUCAUUAUUGCGAACGAAGCGGUUACGUGAACCAUGGCGGCAUUCGGUAUCUCGACAGGAGACCGAGACACAGACCCUGUCAAACACAGUCCGUGAAUUCAAACCAGAUCGCCAACAACGACGAUUGUUCUUCCAAGGCGUCCUGCAGUGGUUGAUCACACUGGUGCUUUGCGGACUGCUGGCGGCAUGUUUGGGCACCUUUGGGCGACUGUCAUGGAUGACCGUGGGCCAAGUCAAAGCCUUUAAUGCCCUUAUCGUGUUGCUGUCGGUCUUCCUCGGGAACAAUCUGUCGAGCUCGCUGCGCGAAUAUGCACUGAUGUUAAGAUGGAGGAUUUUGGCGGCCAAGUAUCGACCGCUAGAAGAAUUCGAUCUAGUCAUGCACUGCGACAGUUUGCGCAAGGUCAUGAAACUGUUUUGGGUGGCUAGGACGAGAAGAACCCCCCUCACCACCUCCUCCUCACAGGAUCGAGGACGCCCUGUGCCCUUGUUCGGGCCCAGUGUCUUCCGUCUCAACAAGACUCAAUGGCUAUGUGUGCUAUGGCUCGGAGUAAACAUAUUGCUUCAGGUCCUCGUGGCGCUACUCGGGUUAACAUAUAACCUCAACACGGCCGAUGUGCCCAUCCAAAAGUUCGGGACGAUCAGCGUGGCGAAUCUGACACUGAUCCGCGACAUCUGGGGCUCCGACAAUCCAACGUUCGAUGCACAGUUGGGAUCAGCCAAUUCAUACGGGAUCCAGGGUCAGGACUACUUGUUCGUCACGGGCAGUCCUCCAGGUCAAGGCAAGACGCCACGGUACGGGACACCGGGCACACCGACGAUCUACACCAACGGCGACUGGAGCGUCAUGACCUAUGUUUUUCAAGACCUCAACAUCCGCAAUUCGGACCUCAGUCUCAUUUCGCACCGCAACAUCACGGCCCAAGCGACCUGUGAGAGUCUACCGGUUCUGCAAGGCGGAGCCGGAACCGGAGCAAACAGCACCAUCAUCACAUAUCUCAACACCACCACUGGCCACACCGAAACUUUGGACGUGGUACGCAUUGGACCAGGCGCCAUGACCUUCGUCGGAGUGUUAGAUUCAACAUGCGGACCACGAUGCACACAAGUGUUGGCCUUGCAGAGCGCCAACGGCGGCACGAUCCCCAGGCCAUCAUUAUAUUCGUGCCGCAACACGAUUUCACCCGUCCAAGGAAUUGAGCGAUAUAUCUUCAACAACAAAAGCAACCAAACAGUAUCGGCAGCAACAUUUCAAAUGCCCGAUGAACAAGCACGCAUCAUCGCCGGCGCCAUCGGCUGGACCGGGUUCAAUUAUACGCCAGGGGACUCAUACCAAUACGCACGCUACGCGCCCGAAUCAUGGUGGAGCCCGGACUCGCCGGCGGACACGGGCACAAUCGCCCGCCGCAUUAUGGAAUUCAGCAUCGAGGCCGUCGCCGCCAUGGACUACAAUGGACCCAGAACAAAUGUGAGCGGCUGGUCGCCCGUGCCGGCCCAGGAGGUUGAUGUCCAAUGGCGCUGGUCCGCUACUAUUCUCGCCAUCAUCCCUGCUGUCCAGUUGGUUGCGCUGGUCUGUGUUAUUGCUUGGGGUAAUGCUGCCAUUAUCCGAGAUGACUCUUGUCUCAGUACCGCCAGGCUGCUGAGGCCUGUGGUUGAUAACCUCGCCAAUCGCGGCUGUUUGCUUACAGGUCAUGAAAUCGCCAAACAGCUUGCCAGUCUUAAUGUCAGAUAUGGUUGGCGGGAUCCAAGAGAGCUGCAGGCUAAUGGCACAGCGUCCGGAUUCACUUUUCGAAAUGAGAUUGAUAGCUCAAAGCCUGUUCGUCAUGUCGAUAUCAUUGAUGAGACGGAGGGCUGGGGCAGUCAGGGCCCUUUUCCUCCGGGUCUUUAUGAUGGCUUACCGCUAUUAGAUGGUCGACAUGAUGAUGCCGAGGACACGCUACAGCAAGACGUCGAGUCGAAUUCGGACUCGGAUUCAAACUCAGGGUCAGAGUCAGAGUCAGAGUCCUCGGAUUCGAUCAUCAGGCAAACAAUGACUGUGCCGCCGCACACAACAAGGCUGCGUGUUGCCAGUAUCCGUCGCCGGCGUGCAAGGCGCAGCAUGAGUCUAUAG
Molecule: messenger RNA, 2205 nt
Organism: Exophiala dermatitidis NIH/UT8656
Lineage: Eukaryota; Fungi; Ascomycota; Eurotiomycetes; Chaetothyriales; Herpotrichiellaceae
Exons: 1
Coding region: 1-2205 (734 amino acids)
Source: RefSeq, a predicted model, not a curated record